GCGAGCCCGGAAGCGGUCGGGGGCGGCGGCGGAGGCGGCGGAGGCUACUCGGGCGGGCCGGGGUUGCGGCGCGGUCCUCGACUCGGCUUGUCCGGCGCGUGGCCCGGCAGCCAUGCAUCUCCCGGCCCCGGGCCCGCUGGGGGACUGCCUGCGGGACUGGGAGGAGCUGCAGCAGGACUUCCAGAGCAUCCAGGAGACCCACCGGCUGUACCGCCUGAAGCUGGAGGAGCUGACCAAGCUGCAAAACGGCUGUACCAGCGCCAUCACUCGGCAGAAGAAGCAGCUCCAGGAGCUUGCUCUUGUCCUGAAACAAUGCAAACGCUCCCUGCAGUCAGGGGCCAGGGAGGCCGCCCAGGAGCUGGAGAACCAGAUCAAGGAGCGCCAGGGACUCUUCUUCGAUAUGGAGGCCUAUUUGCCCAAGAAGAAUGGGUUGUACCUGAGCCUGGUCCUGGGCAAUGUCAACGUGACACUCCUGAGCAAGCAGGCUAAGUUCGCCUACAAGGACGAGUACGAGAAGUUCAAGCUCUACCUCACCAUCCUCCUCCUCCUCAUCUCCUUCACCUGCCGCUUCCUCCUCAACUCCAGGGUGACGGACGCCGCCUUCAACUUCCUGCUGGUCUGGUACUACUGCACGCUCACCAUCCGCGAGAGCAUCCUCAUCAACAACGGCUCCCGGAUCAAAGGCUGGUGGGUUUUCCAUCACUACGUGUCCACUUUCCUGUCGGGAGUCAUGCUGACGUGGCCCGACGGCCUCAUGUACCAGAAGUUCCGGAACCAGUUCUUGUCCUUCUCCAUGUACCAGAGCUUCGUGCAGUUCCUGCAGUACUACUACCAGAGCGGCUGUCUAUACCGCCUGCGGGCCUUGGGCGAGAGGCACACCAUGGACCUCACUGUGGAGGGCUUCCAGUCCUGGAUGUGGCGCGGCCUCACCUUCCUGCUGCCCUUUCUCUUCUUCGGACACUUCUGGCAGCUUUUCAACGCGCUGACUUUGUUCAGCCUGGCCCGGGACCCCGAGUGCAAGGAGUGGCAGGUGCUCAUGUGCGGCUUCCCCUUCCUCCUGCUCUUCCUCGGCAAUUUCUUCACCACCCUGCGGGUCGUGCACCAGAAAUUCCACAGUCAGAGGCGUGGGAGCAAGAAAGAAUGAGUCUAGGCCUGCCUGCCCGGCUCCCUCCGGUGCCCCUGGCCCGGCAGGGGCUUCUGUCCCCUUUGCUGGGGCGGUAGGGGCCUCGCCUCAUGCGGGAGGGUCUCUUCUGCUCUCCCUGGGGUUUUGUGGGCCCUGUGGGCCCCGAAGGCGCCGCCGGAGAGGAGGGCCGGGCCUGCAGGGAGCGGGGGGCCGGCAGCCUGAAUAAAGGAAGCGUGGCAGA
This is a messenger RNA of Mustela lutreola (European mink), 1364 nucleotides long. RefSeq names its product transmembrane protein 120A (gene TMEM120A). The record is from RefSeq and is a predicted model, not a curated record. Gene Ontology annotation, biological process: fat cell differentiation. NCBI's taxonomy places the organism in Eukaryota, Metazoa, Chordata, Mammalia, Carnivora, Mustelidae. The transcript is spliced from 12 exons. Gene Ontology annotation, cellular component: membrane. The coding region runs from base 113 to 1144 and encodes 343 amino acids.